Messenger RNA from Neurospora hispaniola, 252 nucleotides. RefSeq lists its product as uncharacterized. Bases 1 to 252 code for a protein of 83 amino acids. The record is from RefSeq and is a predicted model, not a curated record. NCBI's taxonomy places the organism in Eukaryota, Fungi, Ascomycota, Sordariomycetes, Sordariales, Sordariaceae. The transcript is spliced from 2 exons.
AUGUCCGGCCAAGCUUCUUCUAGCAACAUCAACAACUCAACAAACUCCUACUCCUCCUCCCCCUCCUCCAACAGCACCAGCAGCAACUCUAUCAAUUACUCCGCUUACAAAGACACGUACGGCUCCGCCAACGGCAACACCCCGAUGGAUCGGUACAAGGAGCAGAGCCGCUAUGACGAAGGGUGGAACUCGCACCAUGUUACUAGCGGUGGGAGUGGUGGGGGUUAUGGAGGUGGGUAUGGGAAGAAGUAG